AUGGAUACGUUAAAAUGUUCUAUCGAUACUUGUAAACGUGAUUUUAACAUUCUAUGUAAUCAUUGUCACAUUCAAGUGUGCACUAAACAUUUUAUUCAACAUGUAAAACAAGCAAAUGCGGAACUGAUUCCUUUUUCUGAUGAACUGAAUUCACUUGUUGAUAAAAUACAACAACAAAAUCCUACUAUUGAUAUUUUCGAACACCUUGAACAAUGGAGAGAAGAAAGUCACCGACGUGUAGAUGAAAUUUGUGACGAAAAGAAACGACAAUUAAAAGUUCAAUUAGACCAACGAAAAGAAGAUCAGCUGAAGAAACUUCUUGAACUAGGAAGUAAAGUAAAAGAACUGAUAGACGAAGGCGAUGCUUCUUUUAAACAAAUUGAAGCCGUUAAGAACGCUAUUGAAAAAUAUAGACGACAGUCUCAAGAAUUUGAAUCGCCGGGUUAUUUUGGGUGGAAUAAACCAAACAUCUAUUUGGACAUAACGUUAUUCAAUCAUGAAUUAUUCACCGGUGUUGGUACAUUGCUCUCAUUUGAACAUAAAAUGAAGCUGAAUGAAUUCUAUGGAAAAGAAGGACAGAAAUGGUCUCUGAUUUAUAAAGCAACACGAGAUGGGUUUUCUGCAACGGAUUUUUAUCGGUGUUGUGCUAAUCAAGGUCCAACCAUCACUGUUAUUCAAUCGAGAGAUGGUGGUUAUCUAUUUGGCGGGUAUACAUCUGUUUCCUGGAAUCCAACAGAAAAAUAUGUUCUAGAUCCUAACAAUCCAUUUCUAUUCACGCUUACAAAUCCACAUGUAAUUCCACCGACGAAAUAUGCAAUCCUAAUUCCAAACUAUUCGAUCUAUCCGCAGAGUAGUUAUGGUCCAAUAUUUGGUGGUGGCAAUGAUCUGUAUGUUUGUAGUGAGAGCCAAAUAAGCAGAAAAAGUUUCUUCAAUUUUCCUCAUUCAUACAAAGAUACAACUAAUCGAGGUUCAGCGACUUUUACCGGCACCAGAAAUUUUCAAACAAAUGAAAUCGAAGUUUAUCGACUGAUGGAAACUUAA
This is a messenger RNA of Rotaria socialis, 1041 nucleotides long. NCBI's taxonomy places the organism in Eukaryota, Metazoa, Rotifera, Eurotatoria, Philodinida, Philodinidae. The record is from the annotation of a GenBank genome assembly.